Messenger RNA from Salvelinus namaycush (lake trout), 477 nucleotides. It is a transcript of the gene dtx3la, whose product is annotated as deltex E3 ubiquitin ligase 3L1. NCBI's taxonomy places the organism in Eukaryota, Metazoa, Chordata, Actinopteri, Salmoniformes, Salmonidae. The coding region runs from base 1 to 477 and encodes 158 amino acids. The record is from RefSeq and is a predicted model, not a curated record. Gene Ontology annotation, biological process: protein ubiquitination; Notch signaling pathway. The transcript has 4 exons.
AUGGGUGCUCAACAAGAUAAAAUGUACUGCACCAGGUACUUGGAUGGACAGGGACCCCCAGCACUGAUAGACCAAGCUAAUGGGGAUGUGAAGGGGAGCUAUGCUGAGGUGUCAGAGGGCAGCCAGCCGGAGGGACAGAUGACAUGGGUCAUUCUACACAGAGACCUCCCUGGUUACCCAGGGGACAACACCAUACAGAUCAAUUAUGUUUUUGCAGAUGGAAUACAAACAGACAAGCAUCCCAAUCCAGGGAAGACGUUUUUGGGAAUGAGGACAUUGGCGUAUUUGCCCGACAACCGCGAUGGAAGGAGGAUCCUGGGGCUAUUGAAUAAGGCCUUCUACCAGAGGCUGGUCUUUACUGUAGCAACCAAUGAGAAUGGAGAGGAUAUGGUCACAUGGGCGGAUAUACCCCAUAAAACAACCCCUGAUGCAGGAAAAGACAGAGUACAGGGGACACGGGCGGACCUGGACAUCUGA